UGAAUCAGAUUUAACUCAUGGCGAUUUUCAUGAUGGUAAUAUAUUAAUGUCAGAUGAUUAUAAUGAGUUAUUUAUUAUUGACUUGGGAUUAUGUAAACCUAUAAGUGAUUUACAAGAUUCUGAUGAUAAUGAAAUUUACGGAAUUUUGCCUUAUAUGGCGCCUGAAAUAUUAAGAAGAAAUCCCUAUACUAAAGCAAGUGAUAUUUAUAGUUUUUCAAUGAUAAUGUGGGAAUUUACAUCAGGUAAUCCCCCACUUAAUAAUGAAGCACAUGAUCUUGAACUUAGCUUAAGUAUUUGUGAAGGUAAACGUCCCAAAAUUAUGGAAAAUACUCCAAAAUGUUAUAUAGAUUUAAUGAAAAAAUGUUGGGACCCAAAUCCUUCCAAUAGACCAACCAUAAUAAUGCUUGAAAAAAUCAUAUCUGAUUGGGUUCAAUGUAUUAAUAAAUAUUAUGAAAUAAACAGGGAUGGAAAGUAUAAACAUGUAGUACCUGAUGUUUAUAAUCAAUUAAAAAAUGAUAUGUUUGAAUUUGUAAAGGCAAAUGAAGC
Molecule: messenger RNA, 546 nt
Organism: Rhizophagus irregularis DAOM 181602=DAOM 197198
Lineage: Eukaryota; Fungi; Glomeromycota; Glomeromycetes; Glomerales; Glomeraceae
Source: RefSeq, a predicted model, not a curated record